Messenger RNA from Podarcis muralis (Common wall lizard), 1949 nucleotides. RefSeq names its product ribosomal protein S19 binding protein 1 (gene RPS19BP1). NCBI's taxonomy places the organism in Eukaryota, Metazoa, Chordata, Lepidosauria, Squamata, Lacertidae. Gene Ontology annotation, molecular function: enzyme binding. The record is from RefSeq and is a predicted model, not a curated record. Gene Ontology annotation, cellular component: nucleolus.
CAUAGACCAUAGAGGUGAGACAGGAAGAAGGGCAUUUCACGUGGGAGAAGCGAGGCAACAUGUCAGCCUCCUUGCUGAGAAAGGGUCUGGAGUUGCUGGAGACGACGGGAGCGUCCGCUCUCCGGCCCAAGAGGGCAGCCACCACCAGCCCACCCAACAAGCAGUCGCUGGCGAGGGCGAGGAAAAAGAAGUUCUCUCGGCCCCAAAAGGAGAAGGCGACAGUCAAGGGCAAAGUCAUCAAGUCCGCAUUAGAGGAGUAUACGAAACGUCAAGCUGUUGACCAUUUUCAGGAAAAUGUGAAGUACAUGACGAGUAGCCAUUUCAUGACAGACAGCACCAUCACUCAGAAGGUUUUGGCCCAAAAUAGAGGCAGGAAAGCCAGAGACCGCCGUCAAGAGGAGGAGAAAAAGAAGCCCGAAGGCACUGUUUUCACCGAGGAAGACUUCCAGAGAUUUGAGAGAGAAUAUUUUGGGGGAACUGGAACAGUCUGACAAAAACGGCACUGUCUCCUGGUUAUAGAGAAAACAUCAAAGAUACUUCCUUUUCAUAAGCAAUUGGGAGCAGAACUUUACAAUAGGGACCUGAAGCACCUCUACAUCUAACUUGUUCAGUCCUCUCAUGCAAGAUGUCUGCUCUUUCUUACCAAGAAAACAUUGUUCCUAGGAAUUACCUACUUUGGGACUUGGGGUUCUACCUCUCUAAUCCUUUUUGCAGCAGUAUGAGAAAAUGCUGGCUUCAACCAAUCAUCCCCCACCCCCAAAUAGUUAAGAGGCCUGAGAGACAAAUUGAAUGCCAAUGUUAGGGCAAGGGGAAUUCCCCCAAAGUGUGGGAAUUAAAUGCACUUCCUUUUGCAGGAAUACUGCUAGGAAAACUCCAUAAAUGUGUAUUUUAUUGUUACACUUGCAUUCAUUUUCGUCCUUCUUCCAAAGAAAUUACAGCAGCUUAUAUACAGUUGUGCUUCGUACCCCAAGUGAUCAUCUCUCUAAAGCAUCUUAGGUUUCUGUAUUCAGUGUGAGGCUGUAGUAACACUGCUUCUGUUAGUAAGUGAAAAGGGUCUCUAGUUGAGUUUCUGAAAAUGAUUCUUGAGGCUUACAAGGUAGGUAUUUAUGGUAUAGCAUAACUUGUGCUCUUAAAGUAGCUUGAGGGUAAGUAGCUUGGGGGCACUUCUGGAUCCUUUGCUGUCGCUUGAAGCCCAAGUGGUCUCAGUGGAGUGAAGCGCCUUCCAUCAGAUUCGACAGUUGUCCCAGCCACACCUCUGUCUGGAUAGAGAUAGCCUAACUCCUGCCAUCUGUGUUCUGGUAACCUCUAGGAUGGUAGUAGUAUUCUUAUACACAGCUCAUCAGACUGGGUUGCCCCACUCUGGGCGAUUACUGCAGUGCCAAGGGCUGCCUUUGUAGACAGUUAAGAAACUCCAGCUGGUGCAGAAUUCAGUGGCCAGGUUGCUAACCAGGACAAGAGGGUUUGAGCAUAUUACACUAAUCCUGAAUUGCCUGUCGGUGAGUUUCCAGCCCCUAUUCACAGUGGGGGUUUUUACCUAUUAAGCUUUGAACUGCUGAGGACUGUCUGUCACCAUAUGAACCGACCCAGACCCUAUGAUCGUCAUCCGAGGACCACCUUUGUGUGCCUCUAGAGGUCUGGGUGGCAGCAACACAAGAGUGGGCCAUUUCUGCAGUGGCUCCGUUUGUGGAAUGCUCUCCUCGGGGACGUUUGGCUAGCACCUUUAUUACACACCUUUGGGCCCCUGGCAGAAAUGAUCCUCUUUAACCAGGCCUGACUGAUUUAACAUCCUAUAUACCCUGUAAAAUGUGUCUAUGGGAGUGGGGUUAUUGGUUUGUUUUGCUUUUGUAUGUAAUUUAUUUUCUUUUUGUAUUUUUGUUGUGAGACACUGUGAUCGUCGGGGGAAGGACAGUAUACAAAUUUAAUAAAUAAUAAUACAAUUGUCAUUUAAA